UAACUGCUCACACCACCAUCCCCCAUUUCCAUACUAGAUUAAAACACUUCUCUCCAAAAUCAGCCAUGCACUUCUUCUCAAAGAGACCCAAACUCACCAGUGCCACGGCCAACGACUUUUCUUCUUCGCCACUUUCACUGCCUCGCCUUACCCAAGAACAAGAACUCGUCAUCAUGGUCGCUGCUCUAAAAAAUGUUGUCUCCGGCGCAGCCACCACUAGUAGCACUACUGCCACAUUAACAGAUUUCUCGCAGGAGUUGUUUAGCCUUCAGUUUUCUACUACUACUCCUGUUACUUCAUCACACUUUAGCACCAAUUCUUCAGCCAAUACUGUUACCACUGGUUUUGCCAACCCAUUGUUACUGCCACCAUUGGAUCUUGACACAUGCAAUGUUUGCAAGAUCAACGGAUGCUUAGGAUGCAACUUUUUCCCACCAAAUAAUCAAGAGGAAAAGAAAGUGACACGAAAACGAGCGAAGAAAAAUUAUAGAGGAGUAAGGCAGAGGCCGUGGGGCAAAUGGGCAGCGGAAAUCAGGGAUCCGCGGCGGAAGACGCGGGUGUGGCUAGGAACUUUUAACACGGCAGAGGAAGCUGCUAGAGCUUAUGAUAAGGCGGCGAUAGAUUUUCGAGGGCCGAGAGCGAAGCUCAAUUUUCCAUUUCCUGACAACGUUAGCAAUACUACAAUUUUGGAAGAGAAAAGCACUCAAGGUCAAGAGGAAGAACAGAAAGAAAAUUCUGGGAAAAGAAGAGAAUUUGAAGUGGAAAUGGAACUGGGUAAGGAAUGUGAAUUCUGGGAAAAUAUUGGAGAUGAUGAAAUUCAACAAUGGAUGACGAUGAUGGAUUUUGGUGGGAGUUCUUCAGAUUCAGCUGGUACUGCUACUACUGUAUUUUAAUUAAAUGUCAAAAUUAUUAUUUUUGUCUUAAUGGUUCUUUCAUAUGUUUUUUCAGAGAGAAUCAUUAGUUAAUGAUUUUAGAAUGUCAAUUUUUGUAAUACUAAUAAUUCUUUUGAUGAAAUGUAUACUAAUCAGUUUACCAACCUUCAAA
Molecule: messenger RNA, 1044 nt
Organism: Hevea brasiliensis (rubber tree)
Lineage: Eukaryota; Viridiplantae; Streptophyta; Magnoliopsida; Malpighiales; Euphorbiaceae
Product: ethylene-responsive transcription factor ERF109
Exons: 1
Coding region: 66-893 (275 amino acids)
Biological process (GO): regulation of DNA-templated transcription; ethylene-activated signaling pathway
Molecular function (GO): DNA-binding transcription factor activity; DNA binding
Source: RefSeq, a predicted model, not a curated record